Messenger RNA from Pundamilia nyererei, 6017 nucleotides. It is a transcript of the gene tnikb, whose product is annotated as TRAF2 and NCK interacting kinase b. NCBI's taxonomy places the organism in Eukaryota, Metazoa, Chordata, Actinopteri, Cichliformes, Cichlidae. Gene Ontology annotation, molecular function: protein kinase activity; ATP binding. Gene Ontology annotation, cellular component: cytosol. The record is from RefSeq and is a predicted model, not a curated record. The transcript has 33 exons. Gene Ontology annotation, biological process: protein phosphorylation. Bases 995 to 5038 code for a protein of 1347 amino acids.
CGACACAACACGAAGCGUGAUUUAUGGAGUUUGUUGCGCGUGUUGUGCAUUUUUCUACAAAAUAAAGCAGUUUUAUGCAAAAAAGAAAUACUUUUCACCCAGAUGGUUAGAGAGUCUUCAGGAUAUACCCUGAGAAGCUUCUGUUUGACAUCUUCUGAACGAUCUGAAGCGUUCCUCUGCUGCUGGUCCGGAGGCACAAACUGGGACCAGCCUAAGCAGAGAGGCCGCUAAUGUCCCCACUUAAGUGUCCCUUUGAUGUGACAUUAGGGCAGAAAAGGGUCUUGGAAAAGUCCCAUGUGGGCUCUAUGAAAGCCGCUCUGGCAGCGGACACACAAAAGGGCAGGGCCCCUCCUGUGUGUGCUGACAUUUAACGCUUGAGGGUUUUUCUUGUGUCUGAGCUGAUUAGCGCUAAAAUAAUACAGGAACAGUCAGCUGUUCCUGUCAAUGUGUCUUCUUUUCACCUUUGCACUGAAGGUGUGUGUGUGUGUGUGUGUGUGUGUGUGUGUGUGUGUGUGUGUGUGUGUGUGUGUGUGUGUGUGUGUCAUUGUGGGCGUCUCUGUGAGUAGCGCAGCCUUCCCUCGUCAGGCCACUCCCGGGAAGCGCACUGCUGCUCCGCCUCGCACACGGACGCACGGACGCUGUCCUCGCGCGCCUCGGCUGCUGUGCGCUCUUCUCCGUCCGCGCGCGUCUUCUCCUCUUUCUACUGUCCGGAUCUAGGGGGGGCGGGGGUGUCGAGGUGGAGGCAUGUAGCAGAGGAUUCACGGCGCAGAGCGAGCAGCAUGUAGCAGCACCUGGAGCUCCGCGAACAUCGCCCGCCUCCCUCCUCCUCCGGCUCCUCUGCCCUGCCGGAGCGCUCGUUGCUCCUCUCGGGCUGAAGCAUCGCCUGCACCGGGAUCUUUCCGAGGAUUUUUUUUCUGUAGGGGUGGGUGGGGGGUUUGUUUACUGCACGGGAGUGUGAGCGUGUUCCUCCCCGCCGCUCUGCACCUCUCGGUCGAUGGUCGUUGGGGAAGCUUCCAUCUUGAGUCCCGUGUCUACCGAGAGAACCAUGGCGAGCGACUCCCCGGCACGGAGUCUGGACGAGAUAGACCUGUCUGCACUACGGGACCCAGCUGGUAUCUUUGAGCUGGUCGAACUGGUUGGGAAUGGCACCUAUGGGCAGGUCUACAAGGGUCGCCAUGUCAAAACUGGCCAGCUCGCUGCCAUCAAGGUCAUGGAUGUCACAGGCGAUGAGGAGGAGGAGAUUAAAGCCGAGAUCAACAUGCUGAAGAAGUACAGCCACCACAGGAACAUAGCAACCUAUUAUGGAGCCUUCAUCAAGAAAAAUCCUCCAGGAGUGGACGACCAGCUCUGGCUGGUGAUGGAGUUCUGCGGGGCCGGCUCGGUGACAGAUCUGAUCAAAAACACCAAAGGGAACUCCCUGAAGGAGGAGUGGAUCGCCUACAUCUGCAGAGAGAUCCUCAGGGGUCUGACCCACCUCCACCAGCACAAGGUCAUCCACAGAGAUAUCAAAGGCCAGAACGUGCUGCUGACGGAGAACGCGGAGGUCAAACUCGUGGACUUUGGUGUGAGUGCUCAGCUGGACCGUACGGUGGGACGGAGGAACACGUUUAUUGGGACCCCGUACUGGAUGGCCCCGGAGGUCAUCGCCUGUGACGAGAAUCCUGAUGCCACGUAUGACUUCAAGAGUGAUCUGUGGUCGCUCGGUAUCACAGCCAUAGAGAUGGCAGAGGGAGCGCCACCUCUGUGUGACAUGCAUCCAAUGAGGGCGCUCUUCCUCAUCCCCAGAAAUCCUGCCCCGAGACUCAAAUCAAAGAAGUGGUCGAAGAAGUUCCAGUCGUUCAUAGAGAGCUGCCUGGUGAAGAGUCACAGCCAGAGGCCGAGCACCGAGCAGCUCCUCAAGCACCCCUUCAUCAGAGACCUCCCCAACGAGCGGCAGGUCCGCAUCCAGCUGAAGGACCACAUCGACCGCACCAAGAAGAGGAGGGGCGAGCGAGAUGAGACGGAGUACGAGUACAGUGGGAGUGAGGAAGAGGAUGAAGAGAGGGACAUAGGAGAGCCCAGCUCCAUCAUCAAUAUUCCGGGCGAGUCCACGCUGAGGCGAGACUUCCUGCGUCUGCAGCUGGCCAAUAAGGAGCGGUCGGAGCUGAUCCGGCGUCAGCAGCUGGAGCAGCAGCAGAACGAGGAGCACAAGCGCCAGCUACUGGCCGAGAGACAAAAACGUAUAGAAGAGCAGAAAGAGCAGCGGCGACGGCUGGAGGAGCAACAGCGUCGCGAGCGAGAGCUGAGGAAGCAACAGGAGCGAGAGCAGAGGAGGAGGUAUGAAGAGAUGGAGCAGCUCCGCCGCGAGGAGGAGAGGAGGCACGCCGAGAGAGAGCAGGAGUAUAUCCGUAGACAGCUGGAGGAGGAGCAGAGGCAGCUGGAGAUCCUGCAGCAGCAGCUCCUGCAGGAGCAGGCUCUACUGCUGGAGUACAAGAGGAAGCAGAUCGAGGAGCAGCGGCAGGCCGAGCGGCUGCAGAGGCAGCUGCAGCAGGAGCGGGCGUACCUGGUGUCGCUGCAGCAGCAGCAGGAGCCGGCGCGACCGCCGCAGGACAAGAAGCAGCUGUACCACUACAAGGAUCAGGCGCCCAGCAGCAACGACAAGCCCACCUGGGCCAAAGAGGUGAUGCGUCGAGCUCAGAGCAACUCCCCCCGCAUCGCCCCAAAGAACUAUAACUCCUUCACAGAGAAGCAAGACAUCAACUUUGAAGAGCUCCUCAAGCUCCCUGGGUACAAACCUCGGCCCCGUCCCCCCUCCUACCCUGUCCACGUCAGCCCCACCAGACAUCACAUUCACACACCUCGAAUCCGCAUCACCUGCGUCCCCGAGCCCGCCUACUCUGAGCCUGUGGGGUCCCGGAGGAGCCCUGACAGGAGUCCCGACAGGAGCGCUGACUCCAGGGGCCGCAGCCCCAGCCGCUUGCAUAAAGUCUCCAACCGGAUCUCCGACCCAACCCUGCCGCCUCGCUCCGAGUCCUUCAGCAGCGGGGGCAUCCAGCAGGCCCGGACUCCGCCCAUGCACCGCUCCAUGGAGCCACAGGUUCCUCAGAGGACGACCUCCAUCUCUCCGGCUUUGGUCAGGAAGAACUCUCCUGGAAACGGGCCAGGCCUCGGCCCGCGGGCCGGCGCUCACCUCAUACGGGCCAGCAACCCUGACCUGCGGAGGCCCGACAUGUACUUGGACACUCCCCUGAAGAGAACAAGCAGCGGCAGCUCCUCCAGCUCCAGCACCCCCAGCUCUCAGGGAGGCUCCAACGAGCGCGGUAAUUCAGCCUCUAAGACUGAAGGCCACGACGCCAAAGACGACAACAGAGAGAUAACCCGACCCAGCAGGCCUGCAAGCUAUAAGAAAGCUGUAGACGAGGAUCUGACGGCUCUGGCCAAAGAGCUUAGAGAGCUGCGGCAGGGCGAGGAAACCAGCCGCCCGCCGGUCAAAGUGACUGACUACUCGUCGUCCAGUGAGGAGUCCCACAGCAGCGAGGAUGAGGAGGGAGAGGGCGGGGCUAACGAUGGAUCCGUGGCCGUCAGUGAUAUCCCACGCAUCAUGCCCGCUGCGAGUCAGAGCACCAACGAGUCCUUCGGCACAGCGGGAGAGCACAACGACACCAACGAGGACACGUAUGCAAACAGCUCCCAGGACAGCACCAUGGUGAUGCGUGAGAAACACAGGGAACGGAGGCGGAGCUCAACCGCCAGCAACGGUUUCCCCGGCAAACUGUUCUAUGGCAGCGCCAAUCUCCCCGAUUUGGUGCAGCAAAGCACCUCCCCCCUGGUCUCUCCAGGGGAUGCCUCUGGGGUCCAAUUUGGCAUGGGAGGCAGCGGAGGCUCCAAGUCCUCCUUCACGCCAUUUGUUGAUCCGAGGGUGUACGGGACCUCCCCGACCGACGAAGAUGAUAAAACCUCAGCCUCAGCGCUGUUUGCUGAUGAGUUGCUGAAGCAGGAGCAGGAGCAGGCGAGGCUCAACGAGGCCCGCAAGAUCUCCGUGGUCAACGUCAACCCCACUAACAUCAGGCCGCACAGCGACACGCCCGAGAUCCGUAAAUACAAGAAACGCUUCAACUCGGAGAUCCUCUGUGCGGCUCUCUGGGGAGUGAACCUGCUGGUGGGAACGGAGAACGGCCUGAUGCUGCUGGAUCGAAGCGGUCAAGGCAAAGUUUACAACCUGAUCAAUCGAAGGCGCUUCCAACAGAUGGACGUCCUGGAGGGACUCAACGUCCUGGUCACCAUCUCAGGGAAGAAGAACAAGCUGCGGGUUUACUACCUGUCCUGGCUGAGGAACAGGAUAUUACACAAUGACCCUGAAGUGGAGAAGAAACAGGGUUGGAUUACAGUCGGGGACCUGGAGGGCUGCGUGCAUUACAAAGUCGUGAAGUACGAGAGGAUUAAAUUCUUGGUGAUUGCUCUGAAGAACUCAGUUGAGAUCUAUGCCUGGGCACCUAAACCUUACCACAAGUUUAUGGCUUUCAAGUCUUUCACUGACCUGCAGCAUCGCCCCCAGCUGGUGGACCUGACUGUAGAGGAAGGGCAGAGGUUAAAGGUCAUCUACGGCUCUAGUGUUGGCUUCCAUGUAAUUGAUGUGGAUUCUGGAAAUCCCUACGACAUCUACAUCCCCUCACAUAUUCAGGGUCAGGUGACCCCGCACGCCAUCGUGGUUCUGCCCAAGACGGACGGCAUGGAGAUGCUGCUGUGCUACGAGGACGAGGGCGUCUACGUCAACACCUACGGACGCAUCACCAAAGACGUGGUGCUGCAGUGGGGCGAGAUGCCCACCUCCGUCGCCUACAUCCACUCCAAUCAGAUCAUGGGCUGGGGAGAGAAGGCCAUUGAGAUCCGGUCCGUGGAGACGGGACACCUCGACGGAGUUUUCAUGCACAAGCGAGCUCAGCGACUGAAGUUCCUGACGGAGAGGAACGACAAGGUCUUCUUCGCCUCGGUGCGUUCUGGAGGCAGCAGUCAAGUCUUCUUCAUGACCCUCAACAGAAGCUCCAUGAUGAACUGGUAACCCUUCCACCUCUUGGACCCGCAACCCUUGUUUUCUUCACCCUGAACAUUGGCCACUGAGGGAUGGAGGGAUGACAGGAGGACGGCGUAUGUGUGUGUAAAUGUGUGCGUGCGUGUGUUUGUGGAUAAACGGACAAUUGAGCAUCAGGAGAAAACUGCAGGAGUGGGCCCACCCCACACACACCCCCCUCCAGCUGCAGGGGGCACUACAGGGCCCCCGCGGACGGUGCCACUGCCUGCUGAGCAAAGGCGACUCCUCGUGCUGUCGGCGGACGACGCCUCCUCCUGCCCUGCAGGCCAACGGCUGCUGUGGACAUGCCGAGUAGCCUUCGACCUCCCCGUUCGAUUGAGUGAGGAGCUGCAGAGUGUAGCACAUCAGUGACUUUACAUCACAGCAGUGUUCACACUGCGGGCACAGCGGCAGGUGGCCUGGCGUGUGACAGUGAAAGCUGGUACUGCUUCUUAUACUGUGAUUAAAUUAGGUUAGAAGCACGAGCGUCCACACUAAGCCUGCUGGAUCUGACAGUUUUGUGGAUUUGAGCGCCACCAAAUGAACGUUGACGAUCGUGAGGAUGUUUUGUCACCUGCACACAACGUGGUUUCUGGCUGCCUUUAAGUUUCUGCUGAGACAAACUAGUCCCUCGAAAUAAUCGCCUUCCUUUGUCUCGAUGCACAUUUGACUCAGUAAGAAGUGAGAGGGGUGCGCACAGACGGCUUUAUUUAAGGUAGUGUUAAAAGAAUAGAGAUCAUGGCAAAGACUUAUUUAUAGCCAAAAGCGACUCGCUUUGCAGAAUCUUUCAAAUAAAGAAUUUCAGGCUUUAGAAGAAGUUAAAAAAUCCUCAGAGAGAAAUUGUUUUGUUAGUUUCUCAAAAGCAGAGGAAGAGAUAUGAAUGACGCAGUGGAAAGAGAAUUAGUGUGACCUUAACCUCCCAGGACCUGGCGUCCACAGAUGUGGCUUAUUUAGACCAAAAUACUCAAUU